Venturia canescens is the source of this 2860-nucleotide messenger RNA. RefSeq lists its product as uncharacterized. Lineage: Eukaryota; Metazoa; Arthropoda; Insecta; Hymenoptera; Ichneumonidae. The record is from RefSeq and is a predicted model, not a curated record. The coding region runs from base 606 to 1493 and encodes 295 amino acids. The transcript is spliced from 6 exons.
GUUCACUUUGAUCGUUGUAUCACUCUGGGGCUCCACAUCAACCUUUUUACCCCGCACCUCCCCGCCGCGACGCUUCGCUCGCUCCUCUCGCCGCUUCCAAAGUGCGUUAUACACUUCGCCCAGUUUACCGAUGAGCGGGAGAGCCCUUUUUUCAGAUUUUAUUUACUCUCAUCCAGCCUCUAAAUUAAUUCGUAUGUUUAUAAUAUUUGUAAAUACAUAUUUUAUCAUCAAGCGAACCGUCCAUUUGCUACUUCCUCGAUUUUUAUAUACGCUUUAUUAACAAUCGUCGCCCCGCCGAAUCUAGCUGGAGAUUUUUUAGCCUGCUCCCGAAAGACUUUUCUUGGUUCAAAUCUCUCGCGACGUCGACGAUCCGUGCGGUGAUUCUGUGCGCUCCUCGCCUCCUCCUCCUCCUUUGCCCAGUGGUUUGUUGUUGUAACCAAUAAAAUCGCAUUUCACGAAUAUACGAACUCGGCUUAUAAAUAAAAAAGACACGCGCGAUCCGGUGCCCGAGCAGCACAUGUGACGAGUGAUCUUCGGCAGGGAUUUUCUCAAGAACUGUGAAAGUGAUUUUGAAGAGAGCGCAACGGAGAUUCUUCGAGUGAACGAUGGAUUGUAAAAGCGGGAGAUUUCAAAGAGCCACUAUUUAUCUUCUGGCCCUCAUCGGCGGUGCAACUGGCGUGAGAAAUCUUGAAAUGAUUGUGCCAGCGAUGGUACGAUCCGGAGAUUCCGCCCGACUUUCUUGUCAUUACGUUCUUGAGGGUGCUCCAUUAUAUACUGUCCAGUGGUAUCUCGGAGAGCAGCAGUUUUAUCGCUACGUUCCAAAGAAGACACCUCCCCAGCUUAUCCAUCCGGUGCAGGGUAUCGAAAUUGAUGCGGUGCAUUCUAACAUGAACGAUGUGACACUCCGGAACGUGUCCAGGGAGGUGGCUGGCAUGUACAAGUGCGAAGUUACCGAAGAUGCGCCGUCUUACCACACGCUAACGCAAAAACAAGCGAUGCAAGUUGCAGAUAUCCCAGAAACGGAUCCGCUGAUCGAAAUCGAGAGACAAAGGUUGCCGAUCGGGGAAACCCUCCGGGCGAAUUGCACCUCAGGCACUUCUCAUCCGGCUCCGAACGUAACGUGGAGUAUAAACGGACAAAUAUUGAACGACACGACGAUGCAGUACAAAACUUGGACACGAAGAAUUGCUCAUGGAAAAAUGGAGUUCACUCGGUCAGGCCUGGAAUUGAAAGUCUUUAGUCGAAUGUUCCAAGACGCCCGAUUCCGACUCCGCUGUCGCGCCAGCAUCUCGGACAUUUACAGCGCAACAACCGAAAUCGAAGUGAACGAGGAUCGGCCUUUGAUCGCGUCGAUCACCGGCGACGCUUCGGCGCAUAGCCAUCGUUCGAGCGGUGUCGAGAGUGCCAUGACAACAGUGCUGGGUUCUCAGGGCCUCGUGAGAGCAAUAAUCACAAGUGGGAGCCUGAUCGUAUCGGCAGUAAAUUUGAGGUAGCUCGUUCUAAGUUGGUCAGGCUUUGAUAGAGCGAAUGUCUAAAAAAAAAAAGAGAGAAAAAAAGGAGAUCGAGGGAACGGAAGAGCCAGAUGUAGAGAGGAAGAAAAAAGAGGAAAGAGAACGAGCAGGAGGGGAGUGAAAAACCACAAACAUCCGAUCAACAUCGUCCAUGUAAACACCUAGUAGUCUAGGGCUUCCAGUUAUAUAUGUUAACUAUAUAUGACGUAGAUAGACGACGAAUAAUUUUUAACGAGAAAAUUCGCGUCAACGACUAGUAAUAAUAAUUAUUUAAAAGAAAAUGAAAAGCAGAGGGGAAUAAGAAAUAAAUAAAUCGUGAUACCGACGAUAAUGUACGGAUUAAAAAAUGUGCGAAAGCGAUAAAAAAAAAAAAAAAAAAAAAAAAACAAAGGGAAAAAGAACAACAACAAACUUAUAUACACACUUACUACAUACAUCUAACUUUAAACAUGUUACCUUUUGAUGUAAAUUGUUAAUAAAACCAGCGGUUACGUAUACAUUAUUGGGUUAUUAUAAAAAAUAGUUUUCGAUCGUGUGUUAGCAAGUAUGAGAACGAAAGAUCACGAAAAUAACGAGUUCUGCCACCUCGAGCUGUGACGAACAACAAUUGAUUUUCAAUAACGAUAAUAAAUUAUGAGAAAUUCAUUAUUCGUUUGCACUUUGAACGAUCGCGAUUCGUCAAUUAUUUUUUCAAGCUAGCUUCUUCGUGGUUUGCACUUUCGAGGAAAAACUCACGACGAACGUGAACGAGUUUUCGUCGUUUUUUUUUUCUUUUUUUUCUUUUUGGAAAAAAUCUUGUUUUGCUUGUGAACGUAAAAAAAUGUUUUUUCUUCGCCAUUUUUUUCCUUCCAUUUUAGAAUGUUUUUUGAGAAGAAGAUGGAGAAUUGUGUUCGUAGUGAAAAAAACUCGUUUCGUUCCUCUGGCUCGAGCUUUAUUGUGUGUAAGAAGCUGCGUGCGAACGGCAAACGAAAUACUCCAAAACGAAUUUCCUUCGAAAUGCGAUGAUUUUAAAGCAUUUUCAUGGGGAACUUCCCUUCAGUUGUUUCGUUAAUGGACAGAUAAAAAAUCUGGUUGAAAAUGAGAUUACGAAAAUUUAUUUUUGAGCUCCAGUUGUUACUGUGAAUGGUCUUGAAGAGGCAAGAAAAAAUUGCGUGCUUGUAAGUCGUCUUGAGAGAAUCGAUAUUUUUCGACAAAUUUUUUUCUCGAUCGAUACACCUCCCGAGUAGGCGUAUCGUACAAAUUUCAAUGUCGAAAUGCCAUUCGUCCUACCGGAGUCAAAGUUUAAACAAGGGACUGUCAGGAAUGAGUCAAAAAAACGAAAGUUUUGAAUUGAAAAAUGAUAGUCGUCG